AUGUGUGUCCCAGUGGUGGACUGUAUGUGUGUGAUGGCUUAUUCAGAGGGGGAGCUGAGUGACCUGGACUUGGAGACCCUGGCCCCCUACAUCCCCAUGGACGGAGAGGACUUCCAGCUGAUCCCUCUGGGGCCCGAGUCUGAGGGGCCCCCACCGACUCUGCCUCAGCCCUGCUUCAGUGACAUCACCAGCCUCUUCAGACCCCUGACCCCAGACAGCCAGGCCCCGGGCCCCUACAGCCGCCCCCACGACAAGAGCCCCCCCCAGGAGACAGGGCUGUCCCGGUCCAGGGCCUACAUACCCGGACAGACCCUCCCCUCACUGUACCAGCCCUCCCCCUGCACCCCCCUGUCCUCUGGGGGAGGCAGACAGAACCUGCAGUGGCCCCCGGACCCUCUGCUGACGUACCAGCACCAAGGGCCCCCACAGCAGGAGGAGAAGGCCUUCAUGGGGGACAGAGGAGAGGGGAGGGCCUCCUACCAGCAGCACGGGCCCCGAGGACUGUGUGAAAGUCUGGGCGCCUCCUACAGAGACAUGACUGCAGCGAGUUUGGGCAGAAGUAAACGCUCCUACAGUCAGCUGGACAUGGGCCAGGCUUCCAGAAUAAUGUGGAAGAAGAUGAGAGGAGACUUGGCUCCUGCUCUGGACUUGUCUGCGAGGAGCAGCUCUGUCUCAGGUGUCUCCUGGUCCGAUGGGGCAGUGUCUUCAGGGCCAGGCCUGGUCAGCGGGGCCCUCAGUGGGGCCCUCAGAGUGGCCUCCAUACAGCAGCAGCACAGGAAGUGCCAGUAUCCCGGUAGUAGAGCCCUCAUGCACCACAGCCUGCCGCCAACAAACACGGACCGAGGGAGGAGCCUGCGCCUCCUCGACACCUCCUUCGACCGCUCCUCUCUCCCGGAGCUGACUCGUUACGACUGUGAGGUCAACGUCCCGCUGCAGGGAACGCUGCACCUACUGCAAGGAUGGGAGCUGCUGCGGGCGCUGGACCAGGCCUCCACCUAG
Messenger RNA from Knipowitschia caucasica, 999 nucleotides. NCBI's taxonomy places the organism in Eukaryota, Metazoa, Chordata, Actinopteri, Gobiiformes, Gobiidae. The record is from the annotation of a GenBank genome assembly.